Molecule: messenger RNA, 1730 nt
Organism: Dioscorea cayenensis subsp. rotundata (Guinea yam)
Lineage: Eukaryota; Viridiplantae; Streptophyta; Magnoliopsida; Dioscoreales; Dioscoreaceae
Product: la-related protein 1A-like
Exons: 9
Coding region: 92-1309 (405 amino acids)
Molecular function (GO): RNA binding
Source: RefSeq, a predicted model, not a curated record
UUCUUCUCCAACAUUACUUCGCAAGUGCUUAAACACUUCCCCAUAUUUCCUCUCUCUGAAUCCACUUCCCUUUCCCCCAAACCCUAAUCCAAUGGUGAACGGCAAGCCAGAGAUUGGACCGAUCGGAGAAGGAGAGGGGAAGAUGGGGAGCACUAAGGGGGGAGAGAAGCCGGAAUCACUUGUUUUGGGAGAGGAGUGGCCGAAGCUUGGAGAUUUGGGACAGAGGAGUGGAAAAAGAGAAGCGGAUGCCGCCGUGAGAGUCUCUGAUUUGGAGAGCAUUGGAGGCGUUUCCAGAGAUCGAUCAUCAUCACUGCCUUGCUUGCAAGUUCAGCCGCAGGCAUCAAAAGACAUUCAGAGACAUUAUGGAGAUAAAAUUGGCAAUCACUACAAUGGACCCUAUCCUCGGCCUGCAAUGAUAGGUGGUCCUCAACCAUCUAACUACUGUCAUCAUCCAUCAUCACAGUUCCAAGAAGUAGGGAGACAUGUUUACCACGCAUAUCCCCAUCCGAAUCCAUUUCCAUACUACCAACAACAAUUCCUUGCACCGCCAUAUGAUCCAUUUGUGAAUUAUCACCAGACAACUUCUUAUGUAAUGAAUCAAGCACAUACCUACCGUGCAGAACAGAAUUCUAGACCAAAUCCUCCUACAUUGGACCAUCGCUUCAGAUCGAAGGCAUUCAUUCGACAAUGUUUGCCUAAGUUUUAUCCAGAUUCAGGCUUUAUAAAUAACCCUUAUUAUUAUGGGCAUGUUCCUCCUGUACCUUAUUCUGCUGCUGCUCCUUGUUCACCUGCUGCUUCUGUUGGUGUUCGGACACCACCUUUUGAUGUAUCUUCUACUUCCCAUUAUCACAAUUCUUUUCAAGGUCAACACAAAAUGGAUAAAAGGGCUUCUAUUGUACAUCAAGUAGAGUAUUAUUUCAGUGAUGAAAAUUUGCCAUCAGACCAUCACCUGCUCUCUUUACUGGAUAAAGAUGGAUGGGUUUCUAUUCAUUAUAUUGCAAGUUUCAGAAGACUAAACAAUUUGGCCAAGAAUAAUACGCGGUUGAUUUUAGAUGUAUUAAGAAGUUCAAACUUCAUAGAAAUCCGGGGUGACAAGAUACGUAGGCGUGAUUGGUCAAAAUGGAUUCAAGCAUCACGUCACCAUACAUCUUCAUCGAAGUCUCAUGUCACUAUAGACCCAUCCGAAGGGGAGCAAAGGACUCUUGUAAUUGCAGAACAAUCCAAUUUAAAUCAAAUCAUACUGCAAAAGGAUUGCCUUCCAUGCAAUAAUAGUACUGGCAACAAUGAUGGACUGAACACCCUAACUUAAAACCUUUAUAACGUUAAAAUCAUCACAGAGGCAGUGGAAGGUUUUAAAAACUCGCCCUGCUUCGGAGAAGACAAGAAUUAAAAGUGCAGAGUCAUGAAAAGUGCAGAGUCAUGAAAAUUAUGUGUGUAUAUGUGUUAUCACACUUGCAAAUUGUUUUUGUCUUCAAAUGUUUUUGUGUAUAGGGUUUUUGCUCACAUACCCAUUAAUAAAAAUGGGUAAUUGCUGAUAUACCCCUGUAGAAAUGGUAUAUGUUUAUGGCCCUCUCUAACUUAUACCAACAAUUACCCAUUUUUACAAGCAUGCAUACCAGCAAUAGUUUUUGGAAGUUGAGAGCUUUUUGCACUGUGGAUAUUUCAAAGUUUUGAAUUUUUGAAAUAAUUGUUUUUCUAUAAGCAAUGCGUGUUAUGUUAACGUGCGGCUU